AUGAGCCUCCUCAACAAGCCCAAGAGUGAGAUGACCCCAGAGGAGCUGCAGAAGCGAGAGGAGGAGGAGUUUAACACAGGCCCACUCUCGGUGCUCACGCAGUCGGUCACGAACAACACACAAGUGUUCAUCAACUCUCGUAACAACAAGAAGCUCCUGGGCCGCGUGAAGGCCUUCAAUAGUGGCAAGGGCAAGAAGAAGUCCAAACCCAUCAACAAGGACCGCUACGUCUCUAAGAUGUUCCUGCGUGGGGGCUCGGUCAUCAUGGUCCUCAGGAACCCCCUCAUCGCCAGCAAGUAG
Molecule: messenger RNA, 300 nt
Organism: Elephantulus edwardii (Cape elephant shrew)
Lineage: Eukaryota; Metazoa; Chordata; Mammalia; Macroscelidea; Macroscelididae
Product: small nuclear ribonucleoprotein Sm D2-like
Exons: 2
Coding region: 1-300 (99 amino acids)
Biological process (GO): spliceosomal snRNP assembly; RNA splicing
Cellular component (GO): U5 snRNP; precatalytic spliceosome; U1 snRNP
Source: RefSeq, a predicted model, not a curated record